CAAGUACAUGUUCAAAUAAUAGUCAAACUACAAGUAGAGAAAAUGAUGGCAUGAUGAUGGAAGAAAAGAAGACACAAGACAAAUCUAUUAAAGAAGAAGGACAGAAGAAGGAAGAAAAACUAAAGAAGGAAGAAGCAGAAUUGAAAAAGAAGAAUGAUGUAAUUAUGAAGGAAGAAGAGAGGAAAAAGAAGAAGGAAGAAGAAAUGACAGAAGAGCAGAAGAAGAAGGAAGAAAAACUUAAGAAGGAAGAAGAAGAACUGAAAAAGAACAAGGAAGAAAAGAAGACACAAGACAAAUAUAUAAGAGGAGAACAGAGUAAGAAAGAAAAACAAAAUAAGGAAGAAGCAGAACUGAAAAAGAAAAAUGAUGUAACUAUGAAGGAAGUAGAGAGGAAAAAGAAGAUGGCAGAAGAAAUGAAAAAAGAGCAGAAGGAGACAGAACAAAAAGCUUUGAAAGAGGAAGAAGUUCAGGAAAAGGAGCAGGAAGAGAAGAAGAAAGAAGAAAAAAACAUCAGAAAAACGGAAAAAUAUUAUUUAAACCGAAAACAUAAACAAAAGACAAAAACUAUACACGAUGUACACAACAGACGAAACUACCGUUAAUAUUGAAGAACUGGGCCCGUAUUCACCAACCAAUUCUUAGACUUAAGAAUAAAGAAUAGACUUAGAACAAAGAAAAAUGCAUUCAGUGUUUAAAUAUAUACAAGCUACC
Molecule: messenger RNA, 711 nt
Organism: Dreissena polymorpha
Lineage: Eukaryota; Metazoa; Mollusca; Bivalvia; Myida; Dreissenidae
Exons: 1
Coding region: 51-602 (183 amino acids)
Source: RefSeq, a predicted model, not a curated record